AUGGAAAAGCGGGCAUCGUGCGGCUACCUUCUACCAGAGUUGUGGCACAACCAACGAGCUCAGUGCUUUGUAGUGCUGGGCAAGGUGCGCCAACGCGUAAUCGGCUGGCUGCCGAUCAACGCAAGGAUAAGUAGACUGAGGAUCAAGGGCCGUUUCUUCAGCUACAGUAUCAUCAACGUGCAUUGCCCACACGAAGGAAGACCCGACGACGAAAAAGAAUCGAUCUACGCGCAGCUGGAGCAAGUGUAUGACAGCUGCCCACAAAGGGACGUGAAAAUUGUCAUCGGAGACAUGAAUGCUCAAGUAGGGCGAGAGAGGAUGUAUAGACCGGUGAUUGGGCCGAAUAGCCUGCAUGCCGUAUCAAAUGAUAACGGCCAACGAUGUGUGAACAUCGCAGCUUCUCGUGGUUUGGUAGUCCGAAGUGCUUUCUUCCUCCGUAAGGAUAUCCAUAAAGCUACUUGGAGAUCACCUGACCAACAAACAGAAAAUCAAAUCGACCGCGUACUAAUCGACGGAAAAUUCUUCUCCGACAUCAUCAAUGUUCGUACGUAUUGCAGUGCGAAUAUAGAUUCGGACCACUACCUAGUUGCAGUAUGCAUGCGCACAAAACUGUCAACAGUGUAUAACACGAGACGAAGUCGAACGCCGCGGACCAACACUGAGCAACUACGGGACACCGCUGUUGCCAUGGAAUACUCGCAGCAGCUGGAGGCAGCGCUACCAACGGAAGAGCAACUAGGCGCAGCUACUCUUGAAGAUGGCUGGAGGGAUAUUCGUACAGCCAUUGGUUGCACUGCUAUAGCGGCGCUAGGUACGACAGCCUCGAACCAAAGGAACGACUGGUUUGACGGCGAAUGCAAGCAGUUAGUUGAGGAGAAGAAUGCAGCCAGAGCGAAAAUGCUGCAGCACCGUACGGAGCUAACGUGGAACGAUACAGACAGGCUAUGUGCCACUAUGUGUCGAGAUUUGGAGGGUAAUCUUCUCACUAACGAGUGUGAGGUGGUUGAAAGGUGGAAACAACAUUAUGACGAACAUCUUAACGGCGAUGCAGUAGUGGAUGGAAGCGGUACGACGAUAGAUUUAGGAGCACGUGCAGUCGAUGACCGUUUUCCGGCCCCUGAUCUCCAAGAAGUAGAGAAAGAGAUUAGACGGCUGAAAAACAAUAAAGCCGCUGGUAUCGACAAUUUACCGAGCGAGCUACUAAAAUACGGCGGCGAUGCACUAGUUAGAGCUCUGCACUGGGUAAUCGUCAAGAUUUGGUAG
This is a messenger RNA of Toxorhynchites rutilus septentrionalis, 1263 nucleotides long. RefSeq lists its product as uncharacterized. NCBI's taxonomy places the organism in Eukaryota, Metazoa, Arthropoda, Insecta, Diptera, Culicidae. The record is from RefSeq and is a predicted model, not a curated record. The transcript has 2 exons. Bases 1 to 1263 code for a protein of 420 amino acids.